Molecule: messenger RNA, 351 nt
Organism: Lathyrus sativus (Indian pea)
Lineage: Eukaryota; Viridiplantae; Streptophyta; Magnoliopsida; Fabales; Fabaceae
Source: the annotation of a GenBank genome assembly
AUGAACACAGACUCAGAUUCUGAGUCCGAUGUAAGAAGCAUCACAGACUCGGAUGUUCUACAUGAGAUUGAUAAUUUCAUUCACCGAGCUGAGGUGCAGGCAUACACUUAUGUCUUGCAUGCUUUCAUAUACAAAGCCAACGAUAUCGAUCAGGAAAAGCAAGAUUUGAUAAUUAGUCUUAUAAGUGAACUCAAAAUUUCAAAGGAUGAACACAAUGAGGUUCUUGCUGAGAUUAAAGAUGAUGAAAUGAUCCAUCUCGUUAGGAUCAACCAUUGUCCAGUUUAUCUUCAGUGUAAUCUGUGCAGGAUCCUUCUGUGGAACCUGCAAAAGCAGCAUCUAAAGGUCCACUAA